This is a messenger RNA of Acipenser ruthenus (sterlet), 1827 nucleotides long. RefSeq names its product protein phosphatase 1 regulatory subunit 27-like. Lineage: Eukaryota; Metazoa; Chordata; Actinopteri; Acipenseriformes; Acipenseridae. The record is from RefSeq and is a predicted model, not a curated record. Gene Ontology annotation, molecular function: phosphatase binding. The coding region runs from base 304 to 762 and encodes 152 amino acids. The transcript has 3 exons.
AGUACUUGAUCUAUUCACACAAGUCUGCGAAGCGGAUACAGGAACAAACGGAAAGAAGACAUAAUUGUGAUUUUUGUUAAAAUCUUAAGAAAAACAGGUGAUUUUGAGAAAAGCACACUAGAGAUAAUUCAAAUGAAUAAUCCGCCCAGGUUGUUCGAGAUAUAAAUAUCACCCCCCCACCCCCCCACCCCGUGCAUCAGCGGAGGAAUUAACCUUUUAUUGAAGGAGAAGAACAGGUGGACUACAUAGGUGGAUUGCAGAAUUGGCAUACUUUCCCUUGAGGGAGACACAGCGGUUUUCAGUAUGAAGUACUACUAUCAAUACCCAGUGUCGCAGUACAACACUGCAGUCCCUGUGAAGCCAGCCAGGACAGUACACUUCCCCAAUGACAUCGUUUUCCAGGACCACAUCAGACAAGGGGACCUGGAGCAGGUUGGGAGGUUCAUCAGGGCCAGGAAAGUGACACUGGACACCAUCUACCUGUCAGGCAUGGCAGCGCUGCAUGAGGCUGUGCUGUCGGGGAACCUUGAGUGUGUGAAGCUGCUGGUGAAAUAUGGUGCUGAUAUUCACCAGAAAGAUGAGAACGGCUGGACUCCGCUGCACAUGGCCUGCAGUGAUGGCUACCCUCACAUCGCGAGAUACCUCAUCUCUCUGGGUGCCAAAGUAGAUGCGAUGAAUGAAGGCGGUGAAAAACCAGCUGACCUCAUCGACCCUGACAGCAAAGAACUGGUCAUGCUCUUCAAAGGUUUAGGCGUGGUCUGAAUGACAAGCUCCUAUUGGACAGACGGUUAACUGAAAAGGACUCUACUUGUGUCCUUUAGGGCACAUGGGGUGCUCUGCCAUUGGUUUACUUGCGGGAGAAGCAGAAGCUGAAACUAUAUGGUGAUUGGCUGGCUAUUUGUGUUGCAAGAUAAGGAUGUAAAAAGAGUAUUUUUAUAAAAAAAAAAGCGCUUCUUCUGUGCCAAGCUAAUAACAGAUUAGAAACAGAGAUCUGUGCUCGAUAUACAGAAGAUACUGCAAUGUCUCUUACCACUGUAUCUUGCUUUGUAUAGUAAAAUGCCAGCCACUUGUUUUUUCUGCAUACCGGGUAAAUCCCCCAUUGACUUCCGUCGUUAAGAUGUUUACAGGCUCAAACAGGAUCACAUGAAGGUCAGUUUCCCUGUGAACAGCAUGUCCAAGCAAGCUUUCAAUUCAUUUUGCACUCGCAGCCCUGUGUAUUGCACUUUAUGUAUAUUAAUAUAUGCACUAUUUGUAAUGCUGGUCAACAAAAUCAAUCUGUAAUUUGGUCAGUAAUUGACUAAUGUAGAACUUAUUGUGCACAUUUGCCAGUGUACUUAUAUAGUAUUUUACAUGUGCCCAGUGUCUGAUUACAAACUACAGGAUCAACUAACAUCUAGGCACUUAAAUAGGCAUGCAUAAUAAUAGUUUAACUCGUUGGGUUCUGCUGGUCUUCAGCCAAUCAACAGCAGACAUUAUUUUUCCAACUGACCACCAAAGGAAGAUUUCAGAUUUUUUUAAUAGAUGCACAAACAGGAGAAAGGAGAUGGCUGGCAACUUGAUCCAGAACGUGAUGCUUGAUAUGGAGAUCAACUAAAUACAAAUACCUUUUUAUUAUUUCAAUUAUGUCCAUGCCAGAUGAAUUAUCUUUCUUAAUUAAUUAUCCUUCAUACAAGUGAAGCUAUGAGCAGAUAUCAGCUGUCGGUAACAAUUAUGUUUUUGAAUGACUUAUAUGAACGUCUUACCUUUUUAUUAUUUUUUUGUGUCAAGUGGAAUGCCUUUUUUUCUAAAAUAAAGUUUUUAUUACAGUAAAACAGAGAUGUGUCAUGU